CAGCAACCCUUCGAAGACCGCCCUUUUCAUUCCACCACCCUAGUAAUAAAUUACACAAAUAUUUUAUUCGAUCAAAAGUCGUCACAGAUCCUGAUACAAUGAACACAUGAAUUGUUUGGUGGCUCUAGUUUCCAAUUCAUAUCUUCCUUCUUCCCACCCUACAUUGCAAAAAUCAAAUAUUCCAUAAACAAAGUUUCGAUUUGUCAAUUUUCCAGUCAAAACCCACUGUUAAUCACUUGAUCCAACAAGGGUUUAUACAAUUUUCAAUUCCUGAUCGUACACGAUGAUGUGUUCUUUGAAGCAGUCUCAGCUAUUGGGCUGUGGCUCCAAUGUUAUCAGUCACCGGAGAAAUCCCCUUGUGCAAUUCUCCGCUUCACCAUCGAUUUCUAUGCCCAAACUUCCCAAUUUUUCCGUUUUCCUCCCUUUCAAAACCUCUACAUAUUUCUUCAAUUCAUACUCUUGGAUCAUCGGAAAUACAACCCAAAAGGAAAUCGUUGCCCCCUUGCAACGCAUACGAGGCUGAUCAAUCCGAUGGAGGAGGAGUUGUCGAAAAGGUUGAAGCAGCAAGAAAAGCGAAAAUCGGUUUUUAUUUCGCAACUUGGUGGUUUUUGAAUGUGAUUUUCAAUAUUUAUAAUAAGAAGGUUUUGAAUGCUUUUCCAUUCCCAUGGUUGACAUCAACUUUAUCUCUCGCUGCUGGAUCUCUCAUCAUGUUAAUCUCUUGGGCAACGAAAGUAGCCGAAGCACCAAAAACCGAUCUCGACUUCUGGAAAUCCUUAUUCCCUGUUGCAUUAGCACAUACAAUUGGCCAUGUAGCAGCAACUGUUAGUAUGUCAAAAGUAGCUGUUUCUUUCACUCACAUAAUCAAGAGUGGUGAACCGGCUUUCAGUGUAUUAGUUUCCCGGUUCAUUUUAGGAGAAACUUUCCCUAUGCCGGUUUACUUAUCCCUCAUCCCCAUCAUCGGUGGUUGUGGUCUUGCUGCUCUUACAGAACUCAACUUCAACAUGAUUGGGUUUAUGGGAGCAAUGAUUUCUAAUUUGGCCUUUGUGUUUAGGAACAUAUUUUCAAAAAGAGGCAUGAAGGGGAAAUCUGUUAGUGGGAUGAAUUAUUACGCUUGUUUAUCUUUGCUUUCUCUCUUAAUUCUCACUCCAUUUGCAAUUGCUGUUGAGGGCCCACAAAUUUGGGCAGUUGGAUGGCAGAAUGCCAUUACUGAAAUUGGACCCCAUUUCAUUUGGUGGGUGGCAGCUCAAAGUAUCUUCUACCACUUAUACAAUCAAGUUUCAUACAUGUCACUUGAUGAAAUCUCUCCUUUAACUUUUAGUAUUGGAAACACAAUGAAACGAAUAUCUGUCAUAGUCUCCUCCAUCAUCAUCUUCCGUACACCUGUCCAACCAGUCAACGCCCUUGGAGCUGCAAUCGCUGUCUUUGGAACUUUCUUGUAUUCUCAGGCGAAGCAAUAAAGUUGGAUGAAGGAUUAAAAGAUUCGUGAUUGUACGAUAAACAAGAGGCAAAAAAAGUGGAAGUAUUGAUAUAGUUGUGUAUGAUCUCCAAAUAGUGAGGAUGAGGGGAAACUUUUGAUUUUUGUAGAUAAUAAUAAGAUGAUAAUAAUGAAAAAUGGCAAGUAUAGUUUGCAUGUCAUGAAACGAAGGUGUAGUGGACUUUUGAUUUCUUUCUUUUUUGAAUAAAACAAAGGCAAGAUGAGCAUAAUCUUUUCACAAGAUUACAGUGAAAUAUCACGGGUCUAUAUAUUUUCAGAAUUUUGGUG
This is a messenger RNA of Lactuca virosa, 1762 nucleotides long. The record is from the annotation of a GenBank genome assembly. NCBI's taxonomy places the organism in Eukaryota, Viridiplantae, Streptophyta, Magnoliopsida, Asterales, Asteraceae.